Molecule: messenger RNA, 950 nt
Organism: Pimephales promelas (fathead minnow)
Lineage: Eukaryota; Metazoa; Chordata; Actinopteri; Cypriniformes; Leuciscidae
Source: RefSeq, a predicted model, not a curated record
GACAGCGAGGAGAUGUCUCGCACACCUGUUUUCCUUGGAUGGGUUUAUCUUUCCCUUUAGGAUUUAAUGGCACAUUUCAGAUUGUUAAGAGGUGGCAUUAAGUAUGCUGUCAGAAUUACGAAAACAUGGUCCUGGAAAGGUUGUUACCUGGAGGGAACUAAUCUAAAAUCACCUGAUUUAAACCAACACCAAAUAACUGCAGAGGAGGCGGAACAAUGCCAGACUCUCCACCAAUUCCACCAGUUACUGCUCUGAACUGUUCCUUUGGCCUAUCCAAUUGCACUUUCGCUAACCUCUCCGCAAUUUCCUAUGGCGAUGAUGAGUGCUACGGCAGCCACUCUUUGUUUGUUAUCAUGGCUAUCGCCUACAGUGCUGUUGUACUGUUGGGUGUUGUGGGCAACCUGGCUCUCAUCCUCGUCAUCGCAAGGCAGCGGGAACUUCACAACGUCACAAACGUCUUAAUCGCAAACCUCUCCGUUUCGGACCUGCUGAUGUCCCUGGUGUGUCUGCCGUUUACCUUCAUCUACACCUUCAUGGACCACUGGGUGUUUGGAGCGGUCAUGUGUAAACUCAACAGCCUGGUCCAGUGCUGCUCCGUCUCGGUGUCCAUCUUCUCCUUGGUUCUGAUUGCCAUUGAGAGGCACCAACUCAUCCUGCACCCUCGGGGAUGGAGGCCCAGCCUGAACCAUGCCUGUCUGGGCAUCAGCCUCACCUGGGCCCUGGCCGUCCUCACUGCCACACCAUUUCUGUUGUUUUCCAGGGUGACGGACGCCCCGCUGAAGCAGCUGCCCUCAGUGUUUCAGGAGGAGUACAGGGGAAAGGUGGUGUGUGUGGAAGAGUGGCCCUCCAGAGAAAUCAAACUCACCUACACCACUGGCAUGCUGGUGCUGCAAUACAUCACUCCUCUCACCUUCAUCUUCAUCUGUUACCUGAAGGUAAGAACACAAUGA